Stegostoma tigrinum is the source of this 3668-nucleotide messenger RNA. RefSeq names its product synaptotagmin Ia (gene syt1a). Gene Ontology annotation, cellular component: synaptic vesicle membrane; axon; dense core granule. The coding region runs from base 423 to 1700 and encodes 425 amino acids. The transcript is spliced from 11 exons. Lineage: Eukaryota; Metazoa; Chordata; Chondrichthyes; Orectolobiformes; Stegostomatidae. Gene Ontology annotation, molecular function: clathrin binding; syntaxin binding; phosphatidylserine binding. The record is from RefSeq and is a predicted model, not a curated record. Gene Ontology annotation, biological process: calcium ion-regulated exocytosis of neurotransmitter; cellular response to calcium ion; regulation of calcium ion-dependent exocytosis.
UAAAGUGACGGUUACCCCCCUGUCUCCCGCAGUAUAAAACCCUUCACUCUCAGCACUUGGAACCAAAUCUCUGCAAAGCCUGGCCGUGAGGAGCAAACAAGAGAGAAACUGAGAGAGAGAGAGAGAGAAAAAAAAGUGCAUUCCUUGUAAUUUGUGUGUCUCUAUUCCUCAGGCAGCCUCAGCUAAAUAGAUUUUCUGUUUAUUUUAAACAAAAUAAAGGACAUCAUUCCAGGUUAGUGUGGAAAGAAGAAAGAAGAAUUAUUGAAAACAUCACUCUCCAAAGCCCCACUCUGGAGACUUGAAGGGAUAACAUAGACUGACAAUCUGGGUGCAGUGCUGAGGUGCCAGCUGUUGGACGAGACAUUCAACUGCGGUCCCAAAGAGCCACUCAGAGCUUUCCCAGGCCCAGGUCCUGGCCCAGGAUGAAGAACUUGGAAGGUCACCAUGAAGCUUUGGCAGCACGACCCAUCACCCUUGCCACCCCUGCUCCAGUGGGCAAUGCCACAGAGCCUAUUACCAGCCAGACUGGGGGAAAGGAUGACGGCUUUUCCAAGGUGAAGGAAAAGUUCAUGAACGAGCUGAACAAAAUUCCACUGCCACCCUGGGCGUUGAUAGCGAUCGCAAUCGUCGCCGUCGUUCUGAUUCUGACCUGCUGCUUCUGUGUCUGUAAGAAAUGUCUGUUGAAGAAAAAGAACAAGAAGAAGGGGAAAGAAAAGGGAGGAAAGAACGCUAUGAACAUGAAAGAUGUGAAGGAGCUGGGGAAGUCAGUGAAAGAACAGGCUCUGAAGGAUGAUGAUGAAGAUGUUGAGACAGGCCUCACUGCAGAAGGGAAGGAAGAAGAAAAGGAAGAGGAGAAACUUGGGAAGCUGCAGUUUUCUUUGGAUUAUGACUUCCAGAACAAUCAGCUCAUCGUGGGCGUUAUUCAAGCUGCUGAGCUCCCAGCUCUCGACAUGGGAGGAACAUCUGACCCGUAUGUGAAAGUAUUCUUACUGCCCGACAAGAAGAAAAAGUAUGAAACCAAAGUUCACCGAAAGACGCUGAAUCCAGUUUUCAAUGAGUCCUUCAUCUUCAAGAUUCCGUACUCCGAGCUGGGAGGGAAAACCCUGGUGAUGGCUGUGUAUGACUUUGAUCGAUUCUCCAAACAUGAUGUCAUUGGAGAGGUGAAAGUACCAAUGAACACUGUGGAUUUUGGCCAUGUAACAGAGGAGUGGAGGGACCUGCAAGGAGCCGAGAAAGAGGAGCAGGAGAAGUUGGGCGACAUUUGCUUCUCUCUUCGGUAUGUCCCAACAGCUGGAAAAUUAACAGUCGUCAUUCUGGAAGCAAAGAACCUGAAAAAAAUGGAUGUGGGAGGUUUAUCAGAUCCCUAUGUGAAGAUUCAUCUGAUGCAGAAUGGUAAAAGGCUGAAGAAAAAGAAGACCACAAUCAAGAAAAAUACCCUUAAUCCAUACUACAAUGAGUCAUUCAGCUUUGAAGUCCCAUUUGAGCAAAUACAGAAGGUGCAGGUUGUUGUCACUGUCCUGGACUACGACAAGAUUGGGAAGAAUGAUGCCAUCGGGAAGGUCUUUGUGGGCUAUAACAGCACGGCUGCAGAGCUUCGCCAUUGGUCAGACAUGCUGGCCAAUCCAAGACGUCCCAUAGCGCAAUGGCACACUCUGCAGGCUGAAGAAGAAGUGGAUGUUGCCCUUGGCCUAAAGAAAUGAAAAGCCUUUCAGUGUUCCUCCAUUUCAUACUCGGCAUCAAGUGUGUGUAAAUAUUGUACCUCAGCCUCCUGACCCUAGACGGGACAAAACCUGUAAAACCAGUAAGCCUUGGAAGUGGAAAAUCUGGUUCCCCAUUCUGAAUAUACAAAACAAGGCAGACCAGUAUGUUUUCACUGACUAGUUUUACUGGUUUUUCCCUUUCCAGCCACUUCCAGUGGUAAUCUCCCAUCCCACUCAGUCCCUGUCCCACUCCACUGCGCCAUUGUUUAAAUAUAAUCUGGUUAAAGAACAAAUAUUCCGUCAAAUAUUCCAUCCCUGUCCAAACUUAUCAUCCUUUUAAGCAAUAUGAUCUGUGUAGAUAGGGCAUGACUGAAAUAACGUAUCUCACAGUUGUAUAUACACCAUAAGGCGGGAAAUGAUUUCUAGUGUGUGCAUUUGUAUGUCGUUAGCAUUUCUUAUUCUGUGCAUUGUUUUUAAAUAAGAUGUUCUAUUUUAAAUUAUAUAAAUUGACUGAUAAAUAGGAAAGUCAAUGCUAUAUAUUAUGGGUUAUAUAUUUCUUCUGCAUUCCAGUGAGUUCCUUCUUGUGAAACCUAUAGAGCAGGAAGGGAUCACACUUCAGUUAAGGUAAGCAAGAUGGGCAGGAAUAAUGAGCUGAAGCAAGUGCCAUCACUGCUUUGUGCACUGGCGCACACUUUGGAAAGAGUUUUUAAAUGUUUUCUCUUGUUCUAAUGUAGUCAAUGGCACUAAUUAUAAAGCUAUCGGUCAUUCCAUUAGAGUCUCAAAGACUAUUCUGUGUAUCACUGUGACUGCCCUGUGUGCUUAGAAAUAUAGAAUCGUCAGUGGGAUAGUAACAAGUUUAUUCAAUAGUAAUUUUUGAUUCUGAUGUGUGAACUUAUCUGUUUUAAUUUCUUGCCUGGAUAAUCAUUCCUUUCUGCAGCCUGUCAGGUUCGCUGCAUAGCACCAUCACGUCCCCCCCAACUGAUGCCCCAAGUUCCAUUCAGACAAUGGGGACCAACACAGCACUGAGGGCUGGGGGUGGGGGCGGAAUCGGGGGGUGCUUUGCAGGAGAGCUAGAUCUCAGAUUCCAGGGAAACAGCAGAAACUGAUGAAAUCACAAACAGCAUUGUUUUCGAGCACUGUGCAAUGAUAAACAACAAGAAAAACAAACAUUGUGAAAUGGUGUUCUCCAAUCAAUGGGCGGUCGCGCCUGGAAAGUAAAACCGAGCCAGUCGCGUCGACAGCUUUAGUCAUUUAACUGUUAGUAUAAACUUAGCUCAGGAUUUUAACAAAGUCACGCAACGAGCACAUUGCGUCAGAAACUGCCACUAAGAUGGUAAUGUGCGGGUUUAAUUGACAAAGUUAAGUCAUAUCAAGAAGCAGUGAGAUAUAUAUAUAUGUAUAAAACAAAAAGAUACUGCCAAAUGAAGAAUUACGAUUCUUUCUGAGAGUCACAACUUGAGUACAGCCAUAACCAGACGGUGCCCCUCCUCCCUUUGUACUUACUUAGUCAAGAAUAUCUAAACCUGCCGUGAGACGGAACACCGUAGUUAAAUGCUAAUCUUUAUGAUAAUAAAGUGUAAAAAAGCAUUAGCAUCAGAUGUUGUAGAAUGAUAACUAGUUGCCUUUGUGUCUGAUCACUUACAUGACCUAUCCUGCUUGAAUGCUUGAUGUGUGUCAUCGAUGUAUUGCAGUGUUCCUGCUGUCAUGUUGCUCGUGUGGCUGCGAGCUCUGUGAACUUUCACACUGGGUGAAAUAUUUCUCUCUUUCUCUCACUCUCUCACUCUCUGAUUUGAGUUCAAUUUGUGCAGUGAAUGACAUUGUGAGGUUCCUGAUGUUUAUAUGACUUAAUAUUCCUCUGGUGUUCAAGAAACCGUUUUAUUUCUGAUUGAUGUUUUAAAUGACUGUAAAAUUAUGUGUGUUACUUACUGUUUGUUUAUAAAAAAAAUAAAAAUUGAUUACAGAUUUAAA